Messenger RNA from Tupaia belangeri chinensis (Chinese tree shrew), 2677 nucleotides. It is a transcript of the gene ZC2HC1A, whose product is annotated as zinc finger C2HC-type containing 1A. The record is from RefSeq and is a predicted model, not a curated record. The transcript is spliced from 10 exons. Bases 88 to 1176 code for a protein of 362 amino acids. NCBI's taxonomy places the organism in Eukaryota, Metazoa, Chordata, Mammalia, Scandentia, Tupaiidae.
GGGAGGUGCGGCCGGGUUGCUACAGCCAGAGCUGGGCGGCGGCGGGCGCUGUCUGAGGAGUCUCGCUGAUCCCGAGGCGGAGACGCAAUGGAGGGUCUGGAAGAAAAUGGAAGUGUUCAAGUUGGAGAAUUGUUACCUUGCAAGAUUUGUGGAAGAACAUUCUUUCCAGUAGCAUUAAAAAAACAUGGGCCCAUUUGUCAGAAAACUGCCACUAAAAAACGGAAGACUUUUGAUUCAAGCAGACAAAGAGCUGAAGGAACUGAUAUUCCAACAGUAAAACCUCUUAAACCAAGGCCGGAACCACCAAAGAAACCAUCUAAUUGGAGAAGAAAACACGAAGAAUUCAUAGCCACCAUAAGAGCAGCUAAAGGCCUUGAUCAGGCACUUAAAGAGGGUGGAAAACUUCCUCCUCCUCCUCCACCUUCUUAUGAUCCUGAUUAUAUUCAGUGUCCAUAUUGCCAGAGGAGAUUUAAUGAAAAUGCGGCUGAUAGACAUAUAAAUUUCUGUAAAGAACAGGCAGCACGAAUUAGUAAUAAAGGGAAAUUUCCUACUGAUACCAAAGGAAAACCAGCUUCUCGAACACAGUAUAAGCCACCUGCACUUAAAAAGACAAAUUCUCCUGGAACCACAUCAUCAGGAUCUUCACGGUUACCACAACCAAGUGGCACUAGCAAAACUGUUGUAGGUGUGCCUUCAAGUAAAGUGUCUUCAGUUAACAGCUCUUUAGGAAACAAACUUCAGACUUUAUCUCCUUCUCAUAAAGGCAUAGCAGCCCCUCAUGCAGGUAAGAUGGACAAGUUAGGCCCUCCACUUCGAACUGGAAGACAUGUGCAAAGGUUGUAUGACAGUGAUACAAAAUCAGACAGUGCCAUCAAAAGACAUGAGUUAUUACCCAUUUACAAAACUAACAUCAAAUCUCGAAAUUCUACGCCACCUAGUUUGGCAAGAAAUCCUGCUUCAGGUGUGCUUACAAGCAAAAGAAAAACAUAUACCGAAAGCUAUAUAGCCAGGCCAGAUGGAGACUAUGCAUCUUCACUUAAUGGUGGAAACAUUAAAGGCAUUGAAGGAAAUUCAUCUGGACACUUACCAAAAUUCUGCCAUGAGUGUGGGACUAAAUACCCUGUAGAAUGGGCAAAAUUCUGCUGUGAAUGUGGCAUUCGAAGAAUGAUUCUGUGAACAGACUUCCAAAGAAAAAAACAGCCAAGUUCAGAGUUUUAUGAUUAUUGCUGCUUGGAAAGCUAGAGCACUUCCUCUAGUUAUGUUGUGCUAAAAAAUAUUCAAAAUACCUUUUCCAGUAAUUUUUGAAACAUAUCUUUUGGCUGUGUAAUUGUGUGUGUGUGUGUGUGUGUGUGUGUGUACAUAUACUAUAUAUAAUAAAAACCUGAUUCCCCAAACUGUGCCAGUCACAGAAAUAUCCACUGUCAUAAAAUAAUUUCUAGUGGAAUCGUUAAUUUAUUUGUACCAUUUUCCUUGUUUUAAGGGCACAUUAAGUAUACCUCCAACAACUUUCAUACUCAAGUGCUUAACAUUUCAAAUUCAGGAUAAUCAUAACUUUGAGCAAAAAAAUCGAAUAAAUUGUUUCACUAUUGGUGCCUGUCUUCAGAUACUAUCAUAAUUGGAUGGGAUGCUUGGCAUUUUGUAAUUAAAGAGGAUGUUCUCUGUUAUAAUUAGUUAUGUGAGGUCACUUUUCUCACAAACUCUUUGACAACUACUUUUAUAAAUGCUAAAAAGUAAAAAUAGAGGAAGAAACUUAUGUUCUUUAUUUGGUAUACUAUUAAUAAUAUAAUUUAAAGAUCUUUAUUCUGUGAAAAAUAGAAUAAUGCAGUUUUAUUUUCAGAAACACAAGACUUAAAAUACAAAUAUUCUGUUCGUACCUGAUUUUCCCGUGGAUAAUGAUUGAAUAUUCUUUUUAUUUCCAGUAGUGUUCCUAAGUGUCAUUUUUUUCUUUUUCAUAACUUGUCUGGAGUAGUUUUAAUUUACUGUUUUAUUUUUUGCAAUAUUUGAAAAUGUAAUUUAUUCUAUAUAAAAGUUGCACAAAAUUUCUUGCAAAAUCUUACAUAUCUAAAAAUAUUUCAGUGUAUCUGAAUUUAGAAGAAAUUAUUUUAAUGCAUUUUAAAACAAAUUACUUCAUCUAAUAAAUAUACUCAUCCCUCAGUAUCCCCAAAAGAUUGGUUUCAAGGUCCCUGGAUAACAGCAUCCUCAGAAUUUCAAGUUUUUAAGUCAAAUUGCAUAGUGUUUGCAUGUAACCUGUGAACAUCCUCCUGUAUACUUUAAAUCAUCUUUAUAUUAUAUAAAACACCUAAUGUAAUAUAUAUGCUCUAUAAAUAGUUAUACAUUUUGUUUUUUAUUUGUAUUAUUUUUUGUGUUAUGUUAUUUUUUUCCCAAAGGUUUCAUCUGCAGUUGGUGGAGUACACAGAUGCAAAACCCAAGGAUACAGAGGACCAACUGCAAUAAUUGAAGUAAUUAAUUGUUAGUAUAGAGCAUGCAGGUAGAAAGUAGGUGAAUUUUAGUUCCUCAGAGUGUAAUUACAUAUAGUUAUGAGGAGGUUAAGAGAAUAUCUAAUUUUUUCUACUCAUAUUUUCCUCUUUAAUGGUUAAGAUUGAAACAGCAAACACAUCACAAUAAAAAGCCACUGAAAAUGUAUUGUUUUAAUGCAUAACUGACUUAUGUAAUUAAA